UUUUCUACUUUUGUUUUUCUUUUAAGGUAUUAGUUGAAGUUGGUUUUGAUGUUAUUGUUACAUUACCUUAUAGUAUUUACAAUUAUUGGUAUUCUAAUGCUGUAACAUUUUCUGAUUCAAUUAGUAUUACACAAAAGCAGCUGAUUAUUUCAAUAACACGUAUUAUUUUUUAUGGAAAUUUUUCGAUUCCAUUUUAUAUUUAUUGUUGUGUAUCACCACGUUUUCGUCGACAAUUAGUUUAUGUUCUUAUUAAUAUUCAUCGUAAGCAUUGGCAAGGAAGACUUAAUCGUCAUCAAAUGAAUCGUAUUGCUCCACGAUAA
This is a messenger RNA of Rotaria sordida, 320 nucleotides long. NCBI's taxonomy places the organism in Eukaryota, Metazoa, Rotifera, Eurotatoria, Philodinida, Philodinidae. The record is from the annotation of a GenBank genome assembly.